Molecule: messenger RNA, 755 nt
Organism: Gossypium arboreum
Lineage: Eukaryota; Viridiplantae; Streptophyta; Magnoliopsida; Malvales; Malvaceae
Product: bet1-like protein At4g14600
Exons: 4
Coding region: 153-563 (136 amino acids)
Source: RefSeq, a predicted model, not a curated record
AAAAAGGUGUUUGGGGGACAUUAAAGUCUAUAAAUAAAACCUUUCAAAAUCGGGCGAGAGCUCUCGCGUCAAUUUGUACUUCUUUCAAUCCGAUUUGACUCAGUUACCUUGUUUUAAGGCGUUUUUGGCUCGCUUUCCGGUCGUUCGUUUCGAUGGCGUCGACCUCAAACCGAACCGGUGGCGGUUCCUCCUACGGCGGUGCGGCUCCUUACCGAUCAAGAGAUGGUUUAAGCACGAGACCGGUGGCUAGCUCCGAUGAGAUACAAUUGCGUAUUGAUCCGAUGCAUGCUGAUUUGGACGAUGAGAUCUCUGGUCUCCGUAGCCAAGUUAAACAAUUGAGAAACGUUGCUCAAGAGAUAGGAUCAGAAGCAAAAUUUCAGAAGGACUUUUUAGAUCAGCUGCAAAUGACCAUGAUUAAAGCUCAAGCAGGGGUUAAGAACAACAUCAGGAAACUGAACAAGAGUAUAAUCAAGCAUGGGUCAAACCAUAUUGUUCAUGUGGUUCUUUUUGCACUGUUUUGCUUCUUUGUUGUCUACAUGUGGUCCAAAGUAUCCAGGAGAUGAAGUUCGCAAGACUGCCGGAUACAUUGUUGAACGGGGAUUGAAAAUUUAUUCAGCAAAGUUGGUUGUGUAUAACUUUGUUUGUUCAUGACUUUAUCAGCUGUAUAAUUGACAAAGACAUCAAUGUUUCUAGGUUUAAUGCUAUGGUAAGAACGCUAGUUCUUUCAUCCUAAAGAGAUGUUUUGCGUUUAUAAA